UCAGAUCAACAGAUUGCCCACAGUUGCCUAAAACAUUAAAAUCAAGUGCUCUGCCCCUCUUCUUUCUUGCUUCCUUAAAAUCUUUCUCUCUUUCUCAUUGUUUUGUUUCACUUAAUAUUUCGAUUUGCUUCUUUUUUUGGUUCUUAUUAAAAGCAAUAAUUUCAACUUCUCUAUUUACGCGAAGACCCUCGAGUUUCUUUAAUCUCAAAAACCCUAAGCAAUGGAUGCACAGCGAGCUUUGCUUGACGAACUCAUGGGAACUGCUCGUAAUCUAACGGACGAAGAGAAGAAGGGAUAUAGGGAAAUCCGGUGGGAUGAUAAAGAGGUGUGUGCUUUCUACAUGGUUCGAUUUUGUCCUCACGAUCUCUUCGUCAACACUCGCAGUGAUCUCGGACCAUGCCCUAGAGUUCAUGACCAAAAGUUGAAAGAAAGUUUUGAGAAGUCUCCAAGACAUGAUGCUUACGUGCCCAAAUUUGAAGCUGAACUGGCUCAGUUUUGUGAGAAAUUGGUGAUGGACCUUGACAGAAGAGUUAGGCGCGGUCGAGAGCGCCUUGCUCAAGAGGUGGAACCUGCACCACCUGCUCCAUUAUCUGCAGAAAAAUCCGAACAACUAUCUGUCAUGGAGGAAAAAAUAAAAAACUUGCUGGAACAAGUGGAGACACUUGGUGAAGCUGGAAAGGUGGAUGAAGCUGAGGCGCUUAUGAGAAAGGUGGAGGCGCUUAAUGCUGAGAAGACGGCCUUGGCUCAACAACCUCAGAAUGAUAAAGUAUUGAUGCUUGCACAGGAGAAAAAAAUGGCCCUAUGUGAGGUUUGUGGAUCUUUUCUAGUAGCUAAUGACGCUGCUGAGAGGACUCAAUCACAUGUUACAGGAAAGCAACAUAUUGGUUAUGGCAUGGUUCGGGAUUUCAUCUCUGAGUUCAACGAAGCCAAGGAGAAAGCAAGGGAAGAGGAAAAAUUAUCAAGAGAGAAAGAAGCCGAAGAACGGAGAAAGCAGAGGGAGAAGGAAUAUGAGAGUAGGAGGAGAAGCGAUUCAGGUGAUAGGGACAAAUAUCAUGAUCGAGACAAGGACCGAGACAGAUAUUGCGAACGUGAUUUGUAUCGCGAAAGGUCUCGAGAGUGGAAUGGGAGAGGUAUUCAUGAUGGAGAGAGGGAUUGGAGGUACAGGAAUGGCAGAGAUGGAGGCAGGGAUAGACACCGGAAACGCAGCAGGUCCCGUUCCCCCAGUAGACAUAGUCGCAGGAGGUCCUCAAGAAGUCCAGUUCACUGAUAUUAGUGCAUUCUGUAGUUAGAUGUUUUGCUUUGAAAUCCGAUGAGGUAGACAACUUUUUUUUUCCUUUACUUUUUCUAGUUUAUAAACUUGCGAUUAUGGAGUAGUGCAAAUUUGGUCGUUCACGGGUGGAGCAUUUUUCUUGGCAUCUCACAGCUUUCUUGAUACUACCCCGAAUCCCUUUUGUCAACAUUAGUAGGGAAGAAAAGGGUUGAGGUAGGUAAAACAAUAUUAUUUGCAACUAUUUUUUUUUUUUUUAAAUCUUGUCUGGACUAAAUUAUAGUUUGCAGAUGUGGAAAUUGUUGAGUCUCUUAUAGCUCCUUUCCUUGA
Molecule: messenger RNA, 1597 nt
Organism: Gossypium raimondii (Peruvian cotton)
Lineage: Eukaryota; Viridiplantae; Streptophyta; Magnoliopsida; Malvales; Malvaceae
Exons: 7
Coding region: 221-1267 (348 amino acids)
Biological process (GO): mRNA splice site recognition
Cellular component (GO): U1 snRNP; U2-type prespliceosome
Molecular function (GO): mRNA binding
Source: RefSeq, a predicted model, not a curated record